CCUUCCCCCAGUGCACCAGAUGGCCUCGGAACGCUCCGCCGAGUGGGUGUGGUUCCCGGGAGGCCCCGCCCCCAGAACGCUGCUCCAAUGGGGGUCACUCGUGUCCAUGGCGACAGAGGGCGGUGGCAGCCAGCUUGCGGAAGGAGCCACCACCGCGGGGAUCUCGCAACUAAGAGUGAACCCCGUGGGGAACGGGCUCCCCCUUGUGAUCAGUGGGGACGGCAAGUCCCGUGGAAGGAACCAGGAGGCCGUCCCUGAGGCCCAGCAAUGCCCAGGGAAGGAAGGGUGGACAUGAGCGACCAGCUGAGUCCCGUCCCGGGCCACUAGGAGUGGACUCAUCAGUCCCUCCGCUCUCCUCGGAACUCCCGAAUCUCAAGGAUGGAGCCAAGUCCCCCUAAGACCAGCGAAUCAGAGCAAGACUCUGUUGAAGAAGAGGAGUCCGAGGAGGAGUGCGACGAUGGGGAAGUUGCCAUCUCUCCUAACCCUGCUCAGCAGACACUCUCAAAGGCUGACAAUGGGGUCGCCUUAUCCAUUGUGGCCACGAAAAUCCCGAAAAUAGUCUUAGCCCCGGCUGCCUUAGAUGACUUAGAGGUCGGGAGAAGAAAGAGAAGGCGGAGAUGCAGAGCCCUGGCCAUCAACCUGACCAACUGCAGAUAUGAGAGUGUGCGUCGCGCAGCCCGAAUAUGUGGCCUGAGGGAGGUGGGGGAAGACGAAGAGUGGAACGUGUACUGGACGGACUGCUCUGUGUCCCUGGAACGAGUCAUGGACAUGAAGAGGUUUCAGAAAAUCAACCACUUCCCCGGCAUGACGGAAAUCUGCCGCAAAGACCUGCUGGCCCGGAACCUGAAGCGCAUGCAGAAAAUCUACCCCCGGGAGUACAACAUCUUCCCCCGCACCUGGUGCCUGCCCGCGGACUACGGGGACUUCCAUGCCUGUGGUCGUCAGCGGAAAACCCGAACGUUUAUCUGCAAGCCAGACAGCGGCUGUCAGGGCCGCGGCAUCUUCAUCACCCGAAACCCCCGGGAGAUCAAGAUCGGAGAGCAUAUGAUCUGCCAGCAGUACAUCUCCAAGCCCUUCCUCAUCGACGGCUUCAAGUUCGACAUGCGCAUCUACGUCCUGCUCACGUCCUGUGACCCGCUGCGGAUCUUCAUGUACGAGGAGGGCCUGGCCCGCUUUGCCACCAUGCCCUAUGUGGAGCCCAACCACAGCAACCUGGAUGAAGUCUGCAUGCACCUGACCAACUACGCCAUCAACAAACACAACGAGAAUUUCGUCCAGGACGAUGCUGUGGGCAGCAAGAGGAAGCUGUCGACGCUCAAUGCCUGGUUGCGAGAACACAGCUACGACCCCCGAGAGAUGUGGGGGGACAUCGAGGACAUCAUCAUCAAAACCAUCAUCUCGGCCCAUUCGAUCCUGCGCCACAACUACCGCACCUGCUUCCCCCAACAUCUGAGCGGAGGGACCUGUGCCUGUUUUGAGAUCCUCGGUUUUGACAUCCUGCUGGACCACAAGCUGAAGCCCUGGCUGCUGGAGGUGAACCACUCUCCAAGCUUCACCACGGACUCGCGCCUGGAUCGGGAGGUGAAGGAUGCCCUCCUCUUAGAUGCCAUGAUCCUCGCCAACCUCCGGGGCUGCGACAAGAGGAAGGUGAUGGAGGAAGAGAAGCGGCGAGUCAAAGUGCGGCUUUUCCACUGCCACCAAGAGCUACGCGAGGCCAGGCGAGUCCUAAUGGAGCUGUCCCAGGCGGCACUGCUGGACCAGGAAUGCUAUGAGGACUCCCACCUUGGCGGGUACCGGAGGAUCUACCCUGGGCCUGACACAGAGAAGUAUGCGCCCUUCUUUAAGCACAGUGGCUCCCUCUUCCAGGAGACGGCGGCUUCCAAGGCCCGAGAGGAGUGCGCCAGGCAGCAACGGGAAGAGUUCCGCCUCAAGCAGAAGCAGCGGGAGGUCUUAGACUCUAAGAAGCCAAAGGACAACAAGGAGCAGAACCCGGGCGAGUCGGCAGGGGAGAACAGGCGAUCCAGGCCCCGAUCCAGGCCCCGGUUCCAGAGCCUUGCCACCCACCUGGCCUACCGGAACCGGACACGGGAGCAAAAGCUGCGACCAGGACACCUGGACACCAUGCAGCCUCAAGAAAUUGUGGAAGAGGAGGAGCUGGAGCGGCUGAAUGCCCUGCUGCGGAGGGAGAAUCUCAUCCGAAGCCUGGGGAUCGUCGAGCAGAUCACCAGCAUCGUGCAAUGCAGCCAGCAGAGCCAGAAGAAACCUCCUGAGUGUCGGCCUAGAUCUCACCAGGACGGGCUGAGCAGUCAAGAACUGCCGUCUCUGAGUCUGUUCCCAUUGGCCCUCCUGAGAGGGGCCUACAAAGAGCAGGGCCCUCCUCACUUCCUGCACGUAGUCCAGCCCGAGUUGAUCCCCAGGAUCCUAGGGCCACUGCCAAGCAACCCUGCACUCCUGCACCAGUCCGGGUGCUACCUGCAGCCCAGGACCUUCCACUGGACAAGAGACCCAGCCACCUUUGGCCCCUGCUCUUUGUCACUGAGGAAAUCCGGGAGGCGCUGCUUUCCCACUUCCAGAUUCAGGCUUAACAGCCAAGGCCAGGCCAGCAGGAGGCUAGAAGCCAUAAACAGAGCCAUGGCAGGAUCAGUGCCAUCCUCUUUAACCCCCAAGCAGGGCUAUUUCCUGCAACGGGAAAGCGUGAUAAGUAGCCCGUGGACUGAGUGCACCUUGCCCUGCGUGGUAAAUUCUGAACACAGAGCAGCCCAGGCCCAGGACCUCCCCCUCUGCCCUACCCCCGCGCCCCUGACGGAGAGCGCCACCGCACUCCUGGACAUCGGCCACCACAGGUAAACGCAGGGCGGGAGCCCCGCGCCCACCGCCGCCGGACAGCCCCCUCCGGGGGUCCUAAGGGGCAAAGGGCCUUCAGCCAUUGCUCUUUAACCAAAGACUGCCACGGAGCUCGAGUUGGGAAAGCCUUGGCCAGGAGCCCCGUCUGCAUCAGGCUCAAACCUAAGACA
This is a messenger RNA of Myotis brandtii (Brandt's bat), 3014 nucleotides long. RefSeq names its product tubulin polyglutamylase TTLL13P. The transcript is spliced from 15 exons. Lineage: Eukaryota; Metazoa; Chordata; Mammalia; Chiroptera; Vespertilionidae. The record is from RefSeq and is a predicted model, not a curated record. Gene Ontology annotation, biological process: protein polyglutamylation; microtubule cytoskeleton organization. Gene Ontology annotation, cellular component: cilium. Gene Ontology annotation, molecular function: tubulin-glutamic acid ligase activity; tubulin binding. The coding region runs from base 379 to 2847 and encodes 822 amino acids.